Motacilla alba alba is the source of this 6282-nucleotide messenger RNA. RefSeq names its product TSC complex subunit 1 (gene TSC1). Gene Ontology annotation, biological process: regulation of cell cycle; negative regulation of TOR signaling; negative regulation of cell population proliferation. The transcript has 23 exons. NCBI's taxonomy places the organism in Eukaryota, Metazoa, Chordata, Aves, Passeriformes, Motacillidae. Gene Ontology annotation, cellular component: TSC1-TSC2 complex. The record is from RefSeq and is a predicted model, not a curated record. Bases 308 to 3772 code for a protein of 1154 amino acids.
CCGCAGCGCUGACCCCGCCGAGAUCCCUCCGCCGCGGGACUCCGCGGGGGCGCGGCGGCCGCGGGCUCGUCCCCCGUUCAUCCCCCGCGGGAGGAACGUCCCGUGAGGCGGGAGGGGCGAGCGGGGCGGGGAAGGACCGGGAGAGAAGCCGGAGGAGCAGCGGAGAGCGAGGCGUGAUCAUGAAAGGUGUGUGGCUGGCAGCAUUGCAGACAGAAGCUCGGCUCAUCCACAGAACAGUCUGGUAGAAAGACACCAAUGAAGAACUUCCUGAAGUUUUAACCUCCACAUUCAUGUCAGUACGUGCAUCAUGGCACAGCAAGGAAAUGUUGGUGAGCUCCUCUCAAUGCUGGAUUCUCCAAUUCUGGGUGUCCUGGAAGAUAUAACAGCUGCAUUCAAAGAUAAUCUCAUUUGUGACCGUGGGCCUAUGCUUGUCAACAACCUGGUGGACUAUUACUUGGAAACCAAUUCUCAGCAGGCACUGCAUAUUCUGUCCACUCUGCAAGAGCCUCAUGACAAGCAUCUACUGGACAAAAUUAAUGAUUAUAUGGGCAAAGCUGCUACUCGUUUACCCACCCUCUCUCUGCUGGGACACGUGAUAAGACGACAACCAUCUUGGAAACACAAACUUUCUCAAGCACCUCUCCUGCUUUCAUUACUUAAAUGUCUCAAGACUGACACAGAUGUAGUAGUACUCACCACAGGUGUCCUAGUGCUAAUAACCAUGUUGCCAAUGAUUCCUCAGUCUGGCAAACAGUACCUUCAUGAUUUCUUUGGUAUCUUUGGGCGUCUCUCAGCCUGGUGCUUGCAGAAUCCAGGUCAUGUGGCAGAGAUUUAUCUUGUCCAUCUUCAUGCCAGCGUUUAUUCUCUCUUUCAUCGUCUUUAUGGAAUGUAUCCUUGCAAUUUUGUCUCCUUUCUGCGCUCUCACUACAGUAUGAAGGAAAACCUGGAGACCUUUGAAGAAGUAGUCAAGCCAAUGAUGGAACAUGUGCGUAUUCAUCCAGAGUUAGUGACUGGAUCCAAGGACCAUGAACUGGACCCACGAAGGUGGAAAAGGCUAGAAACUCAUGAUGUUGUGAUAGAAUGUGCCAAAAUCUCCCUGGACCCUGCAGAAGCCUCCUAUGAAGAUGGUUAUUACUCUGUGUCUCGGAAACUCUGCACAAGCUCAAAACAUCAUCAAACUGACCCCAGUGCCAGCUCUUACAUUGACAUACAGAGCAGCUAUGGGACUUCUACCCCAUAUUCCACUCCUCGGCUAACACUAUCACAAAUGCCAGGGCAGCUACCUCAGAUUCUGAGCCCACAGUCCAUGAGGCUGUCAACUGAGCCACAGCAGGUCACCAUCUGGAGCCCUUCUGCAGUGUGUGGUAUGACCACGCCACCGACAUCCCCUGGCAUUGUCCCAUCAGAGUCAUCCCAGUCUGCAUCACAACCCUACAGCAAAGCUUUUGGCACAUCUGCAGGGGGGAAAGGAACACCUUUGGGAACACCAGCCACAUCUCCUCCUCCACCCUGCACUUCAGAUGACUUUGUGCAUGUUUCACUCCCUUCAGCUGCUGCCACACCUCCUAAAAAGGAGGACAAACCAGAUUCUGGGAGGCCUUUACUGCACCGACAGCAAAAUGUCAUAAACAGCGAUAAAUCAUUGGACAUACCCAGUAGUAAAAGUUCAGUAACCUUAAGUGAUCUUCCAGAGUUUUUAGGUGGGUUGUCGUUUGAAGAUAGCGCUGAGAAGGACAGAGAGGAAGAUGCAAUAUCUAAAGAGAUCUCCGAGAUCACCACCGAUGCUGAACACAUGGUGCCUAGAGGAGGAUUUGACUCCCCGUUUUACCGCACAAACGAAAGUCUGUCAGGCUCUCAGAAGAAGACCCACUCAGCAGCCUCCAGUGUUCAGGGACACAGUCAGACCUCUGAGCCUUUAACAUCUCUGGACAAGCCUGGGCCUGAGGGUGCACGGGAAACACCCAAACAAACGUUUACUCCCAUAGACAAGCCCUGUGGAGGCCCUGGGGAAAGCCCUGCUGGGAACAGGGAAGAAACCUCUGGGGAGCUGAGUAUUCUCACUCCCAGUCCUUGUAAAGUACCAGCACAAAGGAGAGUGGUGUUUGGGAGUGGGCAGCCUCCCCUCUAUGAGCACCUCUUUGAGGUUGCAUUACCAAAGACUGCCUACCUCUUUGUUGGCAAGAAGACUGAGGAGCUGCUAAAGAAAGCCAAGGGAACCCAGGAUGAAGACUGUAUGUCCUCGACUUCUCCCGUGGAAGUGCUGGACAGGCUGAUUCAGCAAGGAGCAGAUGCACACACUAAGGAGCUGAACAAAUUGUCUCUGCCAAGCAAAUCUGCUGACUGGACUCACUUUGGAGGUUCUCCCCCCUCGGAUGAGAUUCACACCCUGAGGAACCAGCUGCUUCUGCUGCACAACCAGCUGCUGUACGAGCGCUUCAAGAGGCAGCAGCACGCGCUGCGCAACCGCCGGCUGCUGCGCAAAGUCAUCAAAGCCACGGCCCUGGAGGAGCACAAUGCUGCCAUGAAAGAUCAGCUGAAACUGCAGGAAAAGGAGAUCCAGGCCUUGAAACUGAGUCUGCAGAAAGAACAGGCAAGGUACCACCAGUUUCAGGAGGAACAUGAUAAUAUUGUGGCUCAGCUUCACAGCCAGAUCCGACAGCUGCAGCACGACCGGGAGGAAUUCUACAACCAGAGCCAGGAAUUGCAGACCAAGCUGGAAGACUGCAGGAACAUGAUAGCAGAUCUGAGGUUAGAGUUAAAGAAGGCAAACAACAAGGUGUGUCACACUGAAUUGCUGCUUAGCCAAGUUUCUCAAAAGCUUUCCAACAGUGAAUCGGUGCAACAGCAGAUGGAGUUCUUGAACAGGCAGCUGCUGGUUCUUGGGGAGGUCAAUGAGCUGUACCUGGAGCAGCUGCAGCACAAGCACACAGACACUACAAAGGAGGUUGAAAUGUUGCACGCUGCUUUUCGGAAAGAACUGGAGAAAGCAAAGUUGUGUGUUCAGCAGCAAAGCCAAAGGCUCGAUGCUUCCCAGAAAAGGAUAGCUGAACUGGAAUCUCAGCUUGCAAAAAAGGACCACCUCUUCCUGGAGCAAAAGAAAUACCUGGAAGAUGUUAAAAUCCAAGCAAGGGGUCAGCUGCAGGCAGUAGAAAGCAGGUACAAGGCUCAGAAAAAAAUCACCCAGGCAUUUGAACUGGAGAUCUUGGAUCUGUUUGGGCGGCUGGAGAAGAACAGUCUACUGAAAAAACUUGAAGAUGAUAAAACAGAAGCAGCUGAAGCAGCAGAAGAAAGCAGGCUGGAUUGUGCUAAUGAAGAUACAGCAGGACACAGUGAAGAAACACUGGGUAGAAAUGGAGAGACCAAACCUCCCAGCACCCGAGGCAGCAGUAGCAGUAAGGGGGGCAGCAGCAGCGAGCUCUCCACCCCAGAAAAACCCCAGAACCAGAGGCUGAGCAGUCGCUGGGAGACAUCCGUGUUGCUGGAGCCCUCGACUACUGUCCCACUGACUGUAGGUUCACUCCCCAGCUCCAAGAGCUUCCUUGGAAUGAAGGCACGAGAAUUAUUUCGCAACAAGAGUGAGAGCCAGUGCGAUGAGGAGGGGGUCAGCAUCAACAGGCUGUCUGAUGCCCUAAAGACUGAACUAUGUAAAGAUCCAAGCAUGGAGUCAAAGGCCUCUCCAAGCCCCGAAAACCUCUCGCCUAAGCUCCAGGAAAGCAGUGUUGGACAGCUUCAUAUCAUGGACUACAAUGAAACUCAUCAUGACCACAGUUAAAGAGGAAGAUAGUCAAUCAGUGUUAUUUUCAUAUUCUUGGCAUAGAACAGGAGGCGUGAGUGCAAGUUUAACUAAAAGCUUUUAUGUUUCUUUGGUCUGAGCAGUGGCUCGUGCAGCGGAGCAGGAUCGAUGGCCAGGAACGGAAGGAGGCUGCUGAACGAAUGCAAAGUGGAUUUUUGGGUCUGGAAUUGAAAAUGCCCAGCCUAACUCUUGCUUCUUUCUCAAAUUCAAUCCUUAGCAGCGUGUACUAAUUUGAAGGGACAACUGUUAGCAUUUGCAAGUAUUUUUUUCCCUUUCUCCCUGUCCCCAGUUGAGUGGCUGCGUUUAUGAACUUGAGUGCAAUAUGAGGCCAAAUUAACAUUUGUGAGUUUACUCUGAAUGCUUUGUAUUUCUUUGCAAGCUUCCCAUUUAGAGCAGUUGGUUGUGCUGCCUGUCCAGGUGACUUCGGUUCCUUUCAUCCUGGAAAGAAGCAGCACUAGGAUUUCCAGUGCAUUCUCUAUUUUUGCCUGUCCACUGUCCCACAUCCCUCAGAGCCCAGCCUUCAUUAAGUUGGAGUCUGAUUGAAUACCCAAAUGUUUAAAGAACAUUGUACCUCUGCAAAAUUAUUCAUUCACCCUAAUUCAUGAUCAUUGUUUAUAUUGUCCUUAACAUUUCCUGAGAAGUUACAUUUGAACAGACAAAAAGGAACUGGAACUUGUAAUGCAGAAGAGACCGUGCUGCUGAAGACUUGUUAAAACACCAGCUUCAGAUCUUCUUGGUGUUUGAAGUGUUUGCCUGAUUGACCUCACCCUGGUUCGUAUGGGAAAGCAGUUGGGGUGGGAGAAGAGGGAAGAGGAAGCUUUACUCAAGUAGGGAGAGGAUGCAGAACAUGGAGGUAGAAUUCCAAGCUUAUGAAGAUCUGCAGAGGAGGAUUUGCUUCUCUAAUCAGGGAAAUGUGCUGCCUCACCCUCCUUCAUUUGUUCCUGGUUUGAACAAGACCACCAUGUUUUGAGUCCAAGAAAUUGGCUUCAUUCUUCCUGGCAAUACCUUUUCAGGCUUGCCUUGGAGAACGUGGUUUCCUUUUGAGUGCCCUCCUACUCAGAUUGCAGCACAUUUUUGAGUUCAGCAGUGUCAGUUUGGCUCUAGGUCUCUCCACCCUCAUCCUACUUCCUUGGGUGACAAGGCUGAGGAGGAAUCCUGCUCACACUGAAAUCAGAAUCCUGGUGAGAAGCCUUUCGGUGUUAAUCAUGUUUUAAGUCAAUUAUGAGCCUUCUGUGAAGGAGGAUUGUGGGAUCAGGGCUUGUCAGUGGUCAGACUCAAUCUCCUUCGUGACAGAACAGGGCCUGCUGCUAGGAAGGCAGUGCUUGUUCUAAAUGUCCCACGUGGCUGGGUCCAGGUGUGCUCAGAUGGUUCAGCCUUCACAGUUCCCCUGCAUCACUCGUGGCCUCUUCUCCUCAACAUUCUGUGGGUGGCAGCUGCUGUUUAAGAACCACCUCACAUAGAAAUCAAGUCCAAGCACACUUGCAUUUGUAGUCCAAAUCCCUUCUUAGCCCAGGUGGGGCGAGGCUGUCAGAGCAGCUCAGCUCACUGCUGGCAGGACUCGUCCUCCCAUUCCCGCCUCCUCCGGAACUCCAAGGUCUGAAUACAUUUCUGCCUGUCUUAAAUUAUUCUCCGUGUCCUUUCAGUUGGUCAGUCCGAACUCUGAGAGUAGAGGUGAACUUCAGUGGUUGUGUCAAAGCUGACUCUGCAUGGAGUAGAGAGUAGAGAGUUGGUUGUAAGUGGCAGCCUGGUUUUGUCGGCGUCUUUAGGCUUUCUCAGACGUAGUGGUAGCAAACGUGGUAGCGCGUGUUUCGGUAAGAUUUGGAGCUCUCCUGCCCCUCUCCCACUGGAUCCCAGCCCGGGGGUGAACGGUUUGCACACAAAGGGCCUGAUGGGCCAGCUCAGCUGGGAAUGCUGGAGGAGCUCCUUCCCAUCCUGCUCUGCCGAGCCCGGGUCUGGCGUUCCCAGGAGAGGCAGGUUUUGUGUCAGUCACAAAAAUGCCCUGGCAGCAACGCAAGCUCUUUGGUAAGGUGGCUUUUUUUCUUCUUUUAAACAGGAUUUUAGCACCAGGAUAGUAAUGGAAACCACUUUAGGUUUGUUUAUGGACCACAAAGAUUAUGGAGGAACAAAUUUUGCAAUUUUCUUUCCUAAGUCUAAAAAUCAUGGAUCUGCUGUAUGUAGUUAACUUGCAGUUUGUUUGAAGGGGUCCCAUCAGUGAAGUGGAAACAGAUUUUUUUAACUGACUGCUUUUAGUUAAAUCUAAAAUUGCUGUCUUUGUCAAGUUAAUCUGUUCCCUGCCUCGCUCUUUGUAAGCAUGUUAAACAAUCCACAUUAAAUGCCAUAAAUAUGAAAUACGAGGAAAUGGUACAAUCGUAAGCUAAAGAGAACUUAAACCAAAAGGAGGUUUUGCUGUCCUUAUUAGAAUGUUCUAAAAUGUCAAGGCAGUUGCUUGUGUUUAACUGUGAACAAAUAAAAUGUAUUGUUUUGCACUA